GCUGCCUUCCUGUGUAGCACAGCAUUUCCGUCAAAUUCGUCGCUUUAAGGCCAACAAACAUCAAGUCAUGGCUGAGCAGGAUAAUUACGAUGAUGAGUUGGUAUCCAGCAAUCCCAACCAGCGCAAUUGGCGCGGCAUUUUUAUAGCACUUUUGGUCAUCAUCAUUGUGUUGGCCUUGAUUGUUACCUCGGUGGUGCUGCUCACACCCCCCGAUGAGGGACCAAGGGUCAAGGGGCAACGCAUCAAGCUGCAGGACAUUGUCGAUGGUCUCUAUAUGCCACAGCGUGCCAAUGGCAGUUGGAUCGAUGCCGAGGAGUUUCUGUAUCAGGACCAUUUGGGUCGCAUCUGUCUACUAAAUGCAGGCAAUCGUUCCGAACGUGUCCUCAUGUCCAAUGUGACAUUUAAAACCCUGGCCCCAUUCACCUUUACCAUAUCGCCGGAUAAACGUUAUCUGCUAUUAGCCCAAAAUGUUGUCAAAUUAUUCCGCCAUUCCUAUUUGGCUCAAUAUACACUCUACGAUAUACAGACAAGCGAAAGCAUUAAAAUGCGCCAUAGCAUGCAUCAGGAUGAGUGGCCAUAUUUGCACUAUGCCCGAUUUGCAACGACUGGCAAUGCUCUAAUUUGGGUAUACAACUAUGACAUUUAUUAUAGACAGGAAGUACGUACUGCCAAUGUCUAUAGGAUCAGUCAUGAUGCGGUGCCGGGAAUUGUAUACAAUGGAAUACCCGAUUGGUUAUAUGAAGAGGAAAUAUUGCAUACAAAUAAUGCGAUUUGGAUAUCGAACGAUGGCCAUUUGCUGCUCUAUGCCAGCUUUAAUGAUACCCACGUACAGGAACAGCAUUUUGCUUGGUAUGGCACAACAGGGCCAUCGGGUGGAGCAGCUGCCGCUGCUGCAACUGCAGGAGGAAAUGCUGGUGGCACAACCUCCACCUCAUCGUCCUCAUCGAAUGGAAAUAAUCCGCAUUCCAACUUGUAUCCGGAAAUAAGAUCAUUACGUUACCCAAAACCUGGCACUCAGAAUCCCACAGUCACUUUACGUGUGGCCGACUUGGCAAAUCCUCAAAAGAUACAAAUCAAAGACUUGCGACCGCCAAAAAUCCUAGAAAACGAAGAUCACUAUUUUAGCAGUGCCAGCUGGGUGAGUAGCACUGAGAUCGCUGUGGUGUGGCUUAAUCGACCGCAAAAUAUUUCCGUGGUCAGUGUGUGCAAAAGUCCUUCGUUCGUGUGCAUUGAGACCCAUCGGGUGAGCGGUGAUGGACGUGGUUGGGUGGACACUGUAUCUGUGCCGUUGUUUGCCUCCAAUGGCAGUUUGUAUGUGGCCAUUUCGCCAUUACGCGAUGGUUCGUUUGGCUAUUUCCGGCACAUUGUGCACGUGGACAUUGACAAUAAUCGGGUUCUGCCCCUUACCCAUGGCCCCUACGAGGUGAAUCGUUUGCUGCACUGGGAUCAAGUGGAUAAUUGGAUCUACUUUCUGGGUACACCCGAACGUUUGCCCUCCCAGCAGCAUCUUUAUCGGGUGUCUGCAUUGCCAGCCCGCCAAGGUCAGGCCUUGCAUAAGCCCGAUUGUAUGACAUGUCCAGCUCAAAUGGAACGAAACGACGGCUAUGAAGAGGGACAUACGAAAUCACCACCAAAAUUGGUAACAGCCUGGGAUGAUGAUUGGGAGGAUUCGGAAGAGACGGAUUCUCUGCCGCCUCCGCCACCUUUACCCGUGGAACAAAAUCCACGACCUGGUGGGCGUGGAAGUAGCUCACCCCUACCACCUCCACCCAGUGAUUGUCUCUAUCAUGAAGCACAAUUUCCCCUCUCCCAGCAGGCUCGUUUUGUCCUCAUAGAUUGCUUGGGUCCGGUAGUACCGAAUUCCAUUAUGUAUGCCCUCAAGGCGACUGCAACGGGUCCCAUGGCCAAGAGACAGCAACAGAGUCAGAGUCAGGAGCAACAGCAGGAAGAACCACCAACGGAAGCACCAAUUGAACCAAAAUCAGAGUUUCUAGAUCUCUUGUUUACCGUGCAGAAUAAUACGCGACUCAAGGAGAAAUUGGCUAAGACGGCAUUGCCGCAAGUGAAAACCUUUCCAGUCAUGAUCUCAGGUGGCUACCACGCCCAAGUCCGCCUCUAUUUACCGCCUGUCCUGCGUGAAGAUGAGAUAACUCGUUAUCCCACCAUUCUUCAUGUAUAUUCGGGUCCAGGCACUCAAUUGGUCACCGAUCGUUGGCAUGUCGAUUGGAAUACGUAUUUGGCUGGCAGCAAGGAUUACAUAGUCAUUGAAAUCGAUGGCCGUGGCUCAUCUGGUCAGGGUUAUCAACUUCUGCAUGAGGUCUACAAACGUCUGGGCAGUGUGGAAGUGUCCGAUCAAUUGGAGGUCAGCGAGUACUUACGGGAUAAUCUACACUUUAUUGAUUCCCGUCGCAUGGGUGUCUGGGGUUGGAGUUAUGGUGGCUACACAGCCGCCUUGGCCCUGGCCGGACAACAAUCGAUCUUUCAGUGUGGUAUCAGCGUAUCACCAGUGACCAAUUGGAAACUCUAUGAUUCCACCUAUGCGGAGCGCUAUUUGAGUUUCCCGAAUGUAACCGAUAAUUACAAGGGUUAUGACGAGAGUGAUCUAUCCAAAUAUGUGGACAAUCUGCGAGAUCGUCAAUUCCUUUUGGUACAUGGCACUGCGGACGAUAAUGUCCAUGUGCAGCAGUCAAUGGUUCUAGCUAGAUCAUUGACCAGCAAAGGUGUCCUCUAUAAACAGCAAAUCUAUCCUGAUGAGGGACACAGCUUAUCAGGUGUCAAACGACAUUUAUAUCGCUCAAUGACCGCUUUCUUUGAUGAUUGUUUCAAAAAAUUGGUGCCGCCGGAGUCAAAAGCUGGACUGGGCAAUGGCGGCGAUAUGCAACAGCAAUAAAAACAUUUCAAAUGAAAAUGAGAAAAAUAAAAUACAAAAACAAAAAUUCACAGAAAUUUCGAUAAAAGCAAACGUAAAUGUUUACGUAAAUUGCAUUAAAUGUAAUUUAUCAUAAAACACCUUUACACCGACAAACAACACUCACACCCACACACACACACACACAUGGACUCACACACACACACGCAACCGUUUAAAUGGCCAAAAUGGCAUUUUGUGUAAAAUUAAUAAGCAAACGAAAAAAAAAAAGAAAUACAAAUUCAACUUGGUUGUGAAUACAGAACUCACGCACUCACACAAACAAACAAAUACACACACACACACAACACUCAGAAAGUAACACGCACAAAAGUAUGCCAUAAAAAUUUACACAACCAGCAGAACACUUUUUUUAUACUCUCGCAUAAAUGGGUAUAUUAAGUUGAGCUAAAAGUUUGCAAUGCAGAGACGGAAUAAAUAAUAAAUAUAUAUAUACUAUAUAUAUUUUUGAUCGGUAGAGAGACGCGACUAUUGAUAUAUGUAGUCAUAAAUUUAAAAAAUGUAAUGGUUUUUAUUUUUCUGUAAGCACAAUCAUAAGAGAGUAUAGGGACUAUAUCACAGA
Molecule: messenger RNA, 3491 nt
Organism: Drosophila willistoni
Lineage: Eukaryota; Metazoa; Arthropoda; Insecta; Diptera; Drosophilidae
Gene: Dpp10
Exons: 14
Coding region: 68-2890 (940 amino acids)
Biological process (GO): proteolysis
Molecular function (GO): serine-type peptidase activity; dipeptidyl-peptidase activity
Source: RefSeq, a predicted model, not a curated record